AUGAGGGGGACAUUCGCGUACGGGGGUCUUCUGUUAGUCACACUGCUACUGACUUCAGCGGAUGCCAAGGGAACUCUCUAUGGAAGCCCAUACAGAUAUAAUCUACACAAGUCUGGGAGCGUCCAGCAGUACAACCCUGGAAAACCGACGGGCCACCAUAAGAACUUCUGUGCCUACGUUGUCCAGAAGAACGUCACCUGUGUAAUGCAAGAUGGAGUGGCCACAUAUGUCAAACCGGAGUACACUACCAAGUGCAUAUGGGGACAGAAAUGUCCUGUGCUCAUGUAUCGGACACUCUUUAAACCACAGUACAAAAUCGUUUAUAAAACCAUCACUGAACUGGAGUGGCAUUGCUGCCCAGGUUACUCUGGAGAGAACUGCGGUGAUGGGACGACCUCCAACCCGGAUGCAAUGAUGCCACCCUUCAAAGGCUCUUUCCCUCGGCCCGGGCUGAAGGGUUACGCCAGGGGUCAUCCCAAUAUCCCUGUAUCAAGGCUGGAGCCUGGUAAACCAUUCCCCUUUCCUGGAGGUCACCCUGACAACAAGCCCAUCCCUAGUGGAUACCUGCCACCAGAGACUCCUAAAACAACUUAUGGUCCAAAAGCAGGAGUCUCUGGUGAACGUUUAGACCGCAUUGAAGAAAACCUUCGUAAACUCUCUCAAGAUCUGGACACCUUGAAUGGCUUGGUGACUGGCAUGGAGGAACGUCUGCGAGUCUCUCUUCGGGAGGACACUAAGAAGAUGCUGAUCACCUUGCUCGGUGGCGCCCCGCGGCUGCUGGAUACCUCUGUGGGCUUCGGGCUGAUCCCAGAGGGCACGUCGAAUGGCUUAGACGGCGAAGAGAACCUCCCUGGUUUUGGAGAGUUGGUGGGAAGGGUGAUGGAGGUCAAAGAUGAGCUGAGGGCCAAGAGCGACAUGCUGGACGAGAUCCAUGGGAUGGUGAUGGGACACGACGGCCAGCUAAAGAAGCUGAUAGACACUGCCACAGGGAGGCUCAUCCCUGGAGAUCAGCGGCAUCUAGAGGAACUUCUGGACUCCAGAUUGACCGGCAUGAGGGCGGAGGUCCUCGAUGGCUUUGAGAGGAGACUGACGGGUUUGGAGAGCCACUGUGAUGAGAGAAUCGGUCAGGUUCAGCAGCAGUGUCACAAAGAGCACCUAACAGGUCAAGAACAGAUCCAAAUCUCGCUGGACGGCAGUGAGACGGGCUUGAGGAAAGAGCUAGGUGAGCUACAGGCACAGAUCCAGGGUCUGACUGUAACCGAGAGCUGCUGUGGCGAAAUAAACAGCCUGACCCAGAGGAUGGUCCAGCUGGAGGACUCAAUUACAGGACUGACUGAGUCCCAGAGGCAGCUACAAGUGGACCUGACUGACCAGACGCUCCACAUCGAGACCCGGCUGGAGACCCGGCUGGUGGACAUGGAGGGCAAAAUUAAUGCCUCUGAACAUAGACACCAAGAUGGGUUAGGGUCUGAGUUCAGCUCCCUGGAUGGGUUUAAGACUUUGCUAGAUGAUAAGCUAAAGACAUUAGAGCGACGUUUGUUUGUAGCAGUUGAGGAGUUGAGCAAUGCCACAGCACCGGCACUGCUAGAGGGGCAAGUGGUGCCAGCACUGGAGACAGAGAUUGACAGUAUUCGGAGGAGGGUGGAGGCUGACUUAGAUGGGAUGCAGAAGCAGAUGUCCAUCCUUGAGCUCCUCUGCACCUCUGCCUGCUCCCCUGCCUCUAGCCCAGAGAUGGCCCUCAUCAAGACUGAGGUAGAGGACUGUAAGGAAACAGAAAAGAAGAUGCUGGACCGCCUGGCCGUGCAUUCAAGCAAACUGGACCAUCUCAACAGCACCUUACAGAGUGUCCUUACACAUCUAUCUCAGCAAGACGCAGAGGGCUCCAUCCAGGGGGAAAUCACACUCCUGAAGAUCAACGUCAACUCUGUCAAUCGUACCUUGAAAGGGCUAUGCGAUUCGGUCAGCCUGUUUGCUCGAGAAGUCGGCCAGGUGAAUUCCACCUGGCAGGAGCGGGAAAACCGGCUGGUCACGCGGGUGCAGGAAAUCUCAGGUCUGGUGGAACGACAGGCAUCUAUGCUUGGAGCCGGGGAGCGGAGGCUAAUCCAGUUGAAGGCAGAACUCCAGAGCUUGCGGCGGAGGCUAGCUGGGGAGCUGCAGGGUUGUCGCACCACAACGCAGGGAAUGCAACAGGAAGUGUCUGGGGUGGAAAGUCGAAUCACCCAGGUUGAAGGACAGUGUGGCAGCCUAGGUGAGCUAGCCGAUGACCUUGAGAGAAUCCGCAGUGAGCUGGAAAGACAUUCGGACAGCUUCCUGGUGCAGGUCAAUGGGACACUAGCCAGCCAUUCUGAGCAGCUGGUCCAACUGAAGGAUAGUCUUAAAGACUGCAUGAGUAAAACGGACCCUGCAAGACUGCGGGGUGACGGCCACUAG
This is a messenger RNA of Sinocyclocheilus anshuiensis, 2430 nucleotides long. RefSeq names its product EMILIN-3-like. NCBI's taxonomy places the organism in Eukaryota, Metazoa, Chordata, Actinopteri, Cypriniformes, Cyprinidae. The coding region runs from base 1 to 2430 and encodes 809 amino acids. The transcript is spliced from 5 exons. The record is from RefSeq and is a predicted model, not a curated record. Gene Ontology annotation, cellular component: extracellular matrix. Gene Ontology annotation, molecular function: protein binding.